Messenger RNA from Callorhinchus milii (elephant shark), 1942 nucleotides. RefSeq names its product paired mesoderm homeobox protein 1. Gene Ontology annotation, molecular function: DNA binding; DNA-binding transcription factor activity, RNA polymerase II-specific. Gene Ontology annotation, biological process: regulation of DNA-templated transcription. Lineage: Eukaryota; Metazoa; Chordata; Chondrichthyes; Chimaeriformes; Callorhinchidae. The coding region runs from base 469 to 1212 and encodes 247 amino acids. The transcript has 4 exons. The record is from RefSeq and is a predicted model, not a curated record.
CAGAGUGAAUUGAAGAAAGCUCUCUCUCUCUCUCUCUCUCUCUCAUACAUCUGUAAAACAUCAUUCUUUCUUAAACUGAUGUCACGUACGUGAGUCGAGAAGAGGAAGAACAAAGUUUUUCUGCAAGUUUUUUUUUCUCUCCCUCCCACCCCCUUGAAGCUGAGCGAUGUAACUGUUUGCCGGAUGACAAAAAAAAGUUACCAACUUUUGUUUGCGUGUGCGGGGGGAGUGAGAAGAGAAAGUUAACUUUUUUUUCUCUCUCCACAAAAGUCAAAGCUUCUGUGGCUGUGCGUUUUGCUUGGAAAUCUACUCCGGACUGCGUUUGCCUUAAGCUGGAGAGGAAAACAAGGGCGCCGAGGAAGGAACAAGUUGAUAGAAGUUGUGCGUGUGUGUGUGUAUAUAUAUAUAUAUAUAUUAUAUAUAUUAUAUUUUUGUUGCGGGAGGGGAAAAAAUUUAAAUAUUUGAGCCAUGACUUCGAAUUACCCGCAUGUAAUGGACAGGCAAACUGUGUCUGCUGUGCCCAAUCGUUUGGAGAACUCUAUCACGGCCAAUCUCGACAAUUUACAGUCCAAAAAGAAUUUCACAGUCAGUCACCUGCUGGACCUGGAAGAGGUGGGGGACAUGAACCUUCAGCAAGCCGACGAGGGCGUGAGUGAGGCGGGCAGAAAGCUACUCGAGUCCCCGGCGGCGACCAGCGGCAGCGACACUCCCCAACAAGAAAGUGAUAAAAUAAUCACAGAGCAGAAGAAAAAGCGGAAGCAGAGAAGGAACAGAACCACAUUUAACAGCAGUCAACUGCAAGCGCUGGAGAGGGUGUUCGAGAGGACGCAUUAUCCCGACGCCUUCGUAAGAGAGGAUCUCGCCCGCAGAGUGAACCUCACCGAAGCCAGGGUGCAGGUUUGGUUUCAAAACAGAAGGGCGAAAUUCCGGCGGAACGAACGAGCCCUGUUGGCCAGCAAAAACGCCUCCAUCCUCAAAUCAUACAGUGGAGAGGCAGUGGAACAGCCCAUGGCCCCACGCCCAGCGCCCAGGGCACAGGACUACUUGUCUUGGGGAACCUCAUCUCCCUAUGGUGCAAUGGCUGCCUACACCUCCUCAUGUGCCACCACUAACCCAGCCCAAGGAAUGAACAUGGCUAACAGCAUUGCAAACCUUCGUCUCAAGGCCAAAGAGUACAGUUUACAAAGAAAUCAGGUGCCUACGGUGAACUGAGAGCAGCUGACAAGAGGGGGAGGGGGGCUGCUAUGGACAAUAAAAUGACAGGUCCAUACAUUUCCUGAGAGCGACUCCCUGCAGCCGACAAGCCUGAGGAACACAUCCCAAUAAGGAAAAAAAAUAACUUAACGAAAGCAAAAGUCAAGAGGCCAAACAAAAAAACAUGAACACGCACAAAUACUUGAUCUGUAUAGAGCGAGAAUGGUUCAUGUGCUUUCUCCCUGUGGAUGAUUGAGGUACAAAUAUACUGUAGUAAGUAUAUUCCAGUUCUGUCAGUCUCUCUCUUUCUACCCCCUUUCUGCUGAACCUAAGAUUCUGGGACCAACUUUUCAAAUCUAUGCAAGACCAAUGCUGAGAACCUUUGUGUAUGUGUGUAUCUGUUUUUUUUUAAAAAACAAAAGGAUUUGGUCUCCAGGUAAAUGUGUAUUAAAGGUAUAUUGUAAUGUUUCUAUACAGAUUUUACAUUUUGUAUCCACAAGAAGGUUAUUGUUAGCGAUUGCAUUCUUUUUCUAUAGAAGUAAGCUUUGAUGAGGCUUUUGUUUUGUUGUUGAGGACAUUUUUUUGUGAAAUAAGACGACAAAUCUAGUUUUCUAUUCCGUCUCACGCCUGUAACAACUUUACCGAGUCUUUGAAGAAAUGGUUUUGUGUACAAUAAACUAGCAAAACACACAAAAAGACGUGGGUUUAUAUCUGACUAGAAAUACGUAAAUAAAUUAUUAUGAAAAUA